This is a messenger RNA of Sphenostylis stenocarpa, 5511 nucleotides long. Lineage: Eukaryota; Viridiplantae; Streptophyta; Magnoliopsida; Fabales; Fabaceae. The record is from the annotation of a GenBank genome assembly.
AUGGCUAUGAGCUUGAAGGAAGCAGAGUGGUUGCAGAAAUACAAUGUUAGUGUUCACAGAAUGCACAAACUGCAAUCAGUUGUGUUGCACGGGUUGAAGAAUGCUGAAAUUCUCUUUUGGUUUCUUUGUAGACUUCCCAAUUUGAAAAUUCUAACAUUAGGAUCUUGUCACUUGAAAAGGAUUUGGGCUCCUGCCAGUCUUGUUUCACGUGAAAAAAUAGGAGUUGUUAUGCAACUUGAAAGGUUGAUAUUAAAAAGCAUGUGGUCUCUAGAGGAGAUUGGCUUUGAGCAUGACGUGCUUCUUCAAAGGGUAGAACGCUUAACCAUUGAAGGAUGUAUAAAAUUGAAAAACUUAGCGUCAUCCUCGGUAUCUUUUAGUUACUUAACAUAUUUAGAAGUUAUAAACUGUGGAUGGAUGAGGAAUUUAAUGACAUCUUCAACUGCUAAAACCUUGGUUCAACUCACAACUAUGAAAGCAAGUUCCUGCCCAAUGAUGACGGAAAUCGUUGCAGAAAAUGAAGAUGAGAAAGUGCAAGAGAUUGAGUUUCAACAGUUAAGAUCAUUAGAGUUGGUGUGUCUACAAAAUCUCAAAAGUUUCUUGAAUGCCGAUAAGUGUGACUUAAAAUUUCCACUACUGGAAAAUUUAGUAGUGAGUGAAUGCCCUAACAUGACAAUCUUCUCUAAAGUUCAAAGUACUCCAAACCUACAAAAAGUACAUGUUGUGGCAGGAGAAAAAGAGAAAUGGUACUGGGAAGGUGAUUUGAAUGCAACUCUACAAAAACAUUUCACAAAUCAGGUGUCUUUCAUGCAUUCAAAGUCUAUGAAGCUAGUGGAUUAUCCUGAGAUGAACGAAGUUCGCCACGGCAAACCUGUUUUUCCAGACAAUUUCUUUGGCAGUUUAAAGAAAUUAGAAUUUGAUGCAGAAAGUAAAAGAGAAAUUGUAAUUCCAUCUCAUGUACUACCUUACUUGAAGAACUUAGAAGAAUUGAAUGUAGAGAGCUGCAAAGCAGCACGGGUAAUAUUUGACAUCGAUCACACUGAGGCAAAGACCAAGGGAAUACUCUUUCGUUUGAAAAAGCUUACAUUAAAAGACUUGUCAAAUUUGAACUGUGUAUGGAACAAAAACCCUCGAAGAAUAGUCACUUUUCCCAAUUUGCAAGAAGUAUUUGUUUCUGGUUGUGCAACCUUGGUAAAACUGUUCCCUUCUACUCUUGCCAGAAAUCUUGGGAAGCUUAAGACACUUGAUGUAAAAAACUGUAACAAGAUGAUAGAAAUUGUUGAAAAGGAAGAGGAAAAGGAACAUGGAACAACUGAAAUGUUUGAAUUUCCUUGUUUGUCGAUGUUGGUACUUUGGAGUAUGCCACAACUUAUUUGCUUUUAUCCUGAAAAACACCAUCUGAAAUGCCCCAUCUUAGAAACAUUAUACGUGGCCUACUGUCGUAAGUUGAAGCUAUUCACAUCAGAAUUUCAUCAUAGUCUGGGACAACAACCUCUAUUCUCUAUUGAAAAGGUUUUUCCGAAUCUGAAGCGAGUGACACUCAAUGAGAAGAACAUCAUCUUGUUGAACGAUGGACAUUCACCAGCAGACCUCCUUCGAAAAUUAAAUUAUCUUGACCUGUCGUUUGAAGAUGAUAAAAUUAAGAAAGAAACUUUGCCUUUUGACUUCUUUCACAAGGUACCCAGUCUAGAACAUCUUCGAGUGUCUAGAUGCUUUGGUCUCAAGGAGAUAUUUCCCUCUGAAAAAAUCGAUGAUCAUGAUGGAAUACUAGUUGGAUUGAAUGAAUUAACCCUGCAGAGUCUUCUUGAGCUGGAGUCGAUAGGGUUGGAUCACCCAUGGGUAAAGCAAUACUCUGAAAAGCUUCAAGUGUUAUCACUUGUUGAGUGCCCUCGGUUAGACAAAUUAGUGAGUUUUACUGCCUCUUUCAUCAAUCUGAAGUAUUUGGUUGUGAAGAACUGUAGUAGUAUGAAGUAUCUAUUCACAUUUUCAACGGCCAAAAGUUUGCUGCAGCUUGAGACUCUACAUGUAGGGAAUUGUGAGUCAAUGAAAGAAGUAACAAAAAAAGAAGAUGGAGAUGGUUGUGAUGAGAUCAUAUUUGGACGGCUCACAAACUUAUGGCUCUAUUCCUUACCAAGUCUUGUAAGCUUUUAUUCAGGGAAUGCCACUUUGCAAUUCUCAUCUUUGAAAAUAAUGAGACUAUCUAAAUGCCCCAAUAUGAAAACUUUCUGUGAAGCAGACAUAAAUGCGCCAAUUUUUUGCGGUGUUAAAUAUUCUAUGGCGGAUUCUGAUCUAACCUUCCUCAAUGAUCUCAACAUGACAACUGAGAGUUUGUUCCAUCAGCAGGUUUUCUUCGAAUAUACAAAGCGUAUGAUUCUAGAGGAUUAUCUUGAGACGAGGGGAGUUGGACCCGUCAAACCUGCUUUCCCAGAAAAUUUCUUUGACAAUUUAAAGAUGAUGGAAGUGGAUGGAGCAAGUAAAAGAGAUAUUGUGAUUCCAUCUCAUGUACUUUCUCACUUGAAGAGCUUAGAAGAAUUGAAUGUACAUAGCUCUGAUGAGGUGCAGGUAAUAUUUGGUAUGGAUGACAGCCAGGCCAAGACCAAAGAUAUUGUCUUUCAUUUGAAAAAGCUUACUCUAAAAGACUUGUCAAAUUUGAAACGUGUAUGGAACAAAAAUCCCCAAGGAAUUGUCAGAUUUCCAAAUUUGCAAAAAGUGUUUGUUAAUGGCUGUGGAAACUUGGUAACAGUGUUCUCUUCAUCCCUUGCCAAAAAUCUUAAGAAGCUUGAGACACUUGAAAUAAAAGAGUGUGAGAAAUUGGUAGAAAUAGUUGGAAAGGAAGAUGCAAUGGAACAUGGAACGACAGUAAUGUUUAAAUUCCCUUGUUUGUCCAGGCUAACUCUUUAUAACCUGACACUUCUUAGUUGCUUUUAUCCGGAAAAACACACUAUAGAAUGCCCCAGAUUGGAAAUCUUACAUGUAGCUUACUGUUCCAAGUUGAAGAUAUUCACAUCAGAGAUUCAUGAUAACCACGAAGCAGUUAUAGAGGCUCCAAUAAGCUGCUUACAACAACCUCUAUUCAUGGUUGAAAAGGUUGUUCCCAAACUGAAGGGAUUGACACUGAAUGAGGAAAACAUUAUGUUGUUGAGCGAUGCACAUGUGCCACAAGACUACCUCUGCAAAUUAAAUCUUCUUCGGCUAUGCUUUGAGGAUGAUAACAAUGAGAAAGAAACUUUGCCUUUUGACUUCUUUCACAAGGUACCCAGAAUAGAACAUCUUCGAGUGCAGAAAUGCUUUGGUCUCAGGGAGAUAUUUCCGUCUCAAGCUCAUGAUGGAAUUCCUUCGCCAUUGAAAAAAUUAUUCCUAUUUGAACUGAAUGAGCUUGAGUCGAUAGGGUUCGAGCACCCAUGGGUAAAGCCAUACUCUGAAAAUCUUCAAAUAUUAAAACUUCGCAGCUGCCCUCGGUUAGAAAACUUAGGGUGUUGUGCAGUUUCUUUCAUCCAUUUGAAAAAGUUGGUGGUGAGGUUCUGUGAAAGGAUGAAGUAUUUAUUCACAUUUUCAACUGCCAAAAGCUUGGUGCAACUUGAGACCCUAGAUAUAGAGAAUUGUGAAUCAAUAAAAGAAAUAGCAAAAGAUGAAAAUGAGGAUGGUUAUGAUGAUGUCAUAUUUGGACGGCUCACAACAUUAAGGAUGAAUUCCUUACCUCGGUUAGAAAGAUUUUAUUCAGGAAAUGCCACUUUGCAACUUCCAUGUUUGGAAAAGGCAAAUGUAAGUAAUUGCCCCAAUAUGAAAACGUUCUCCAAAGGAAUCCUAAAAGCGCCAAGGUUUUUGGGGAUUGAAACAUCAUUGAAGGAUUCUAAUUUAUUCUUCCAGGACGAACUGAACACGACAUUCAAGAGGUUGUUUCAGAAACAGGUCUUCAGAUUAAUAAUUACUUUGCAUCUACAGGUGGAAAAGUCUGCAUGUGAUAUAGAGCAUUUGAAAUUUGGUGAUCACCCUCACCUAGAAGAGAUAUGGUUUGGUGUAGUUCCAAUCCCAAGAAACAAUUGUUUCAAUAAUUUGAAAUAUUUUACUUUGGUGGAAUGUGAAUCUUUAUGUAAUGUAAUUCCUUUUUAUAUACUACGAUCUCUAUGUAACUUGAAAGAGAUCGAGGUAAGCAACUGUCCAUCUGUUAAGGCAAUAUUUGAUGUGAAAGAUACGGAAGCAUAUAUGAAACCGGUCUCUCUUCCUUUGAAGAAACUGAUUCUAAAUCAGUUGCCAAAUUUGGAGCAUAUCUGGAAUCUGAAUCCUGAUAGAAUUCUAAGCCUUCAAGACUCACAAGAAGUGUACAUUUCUAACUGUCAAAGCCUUAAAAGUUUGUUUCCAACAUCUGUGGCCAAAAAUCUUGCUAAGCUUGAUGUGAGAUCUUGUGCAACAUUGGUGGAAAUUUUGGUGGAGGCUGAAGCAGCCUUCGAGGGAGAAACCAAACAGUUCAAUUUCCAUUGUCUGACCUCAUUAACGCUAUGGGAAUUGCCAGAGCUCAAGUACUUCUGCCCUGGAAAAAACUCCCUAGAGUGCCCAAUGCUAACACAUCUAGAUAUAUAUCAUUGUGAUAAGUUGAAUUUGUUUACAACUGAGCACCAGAGUGGUGAAGUUACAGACGUAGAGGAUCAGCAAGCCAUUUUCUCAGUUGAAAAGGUUUUUCCAAACUUGGUGCAAUUAUCACUCAAAAAGGAAGACGUCAUGGCAAUUUCGCAAGGACAGCUCCAGGUUAUGCCUAACUUGGAGCAUCAAGCAAUCACUUGCAAAGACAAUAUAAUUGGACAAGGACAAAAUGGUGCAAAUGCUGCACAUCUCCUGAAAAAUUUAGAAGUUCUGAAACUAAUGUGCUAUCAUGAGGAUGACGAGUCAAAUAUAUUCUCCAGUGGAUUGCUUGAAGAAAUACCUAACAUUGAAAAACUUGAAGUGGCUUGCAGUUCCUUCAAUGAAAUAUUUUCCUCUCAAAAACCUAGCGCUGAUUUUACCGAAGUACUUUCAAGGCUUAAAAGAUUACAUUUGAAGAAUCUCCAACAGCUCAUUUCCAUAGGAUUAGAGCACUCAUGGGUAGAACCCUUACUUGAAACAAUAGAAACAUUGGAAGUGUUUUCUUGCCCUUGCCUGAAAACUGUUGUGCCAUCCACCAUGUCUCUUUCAAAUCUGACUUCUUUGAGUGUCGGUGAAUGUGAUGGAUUGGAACAUUUGUUCACAUCCUCAACAGCCAAGAGUCUAGGUCAACUGAAGCAGAUGUCCGUACGGGAUUGCCAAGCGAUACAGGAAAUAGUGUCCAAAGAGGGAGAUGAUGAAUCCAGUGAUGAAGAAAUAGCAUUUGAGCAGCUCAGAAUUUUGUGUCUUGAAUCAUUGCCAAACAUAGAAGGAAUUCACUCAGGGACGUUCAAGUUGAAAUUCCCAUCCCUUGAUCAAGUGACUUUAACGGAAUGCCCUAAAAUGAAAUAUUCCUAUGUACCUGAUCUGCAUGAAUUCAGGGCUCAAGAACAAAUUUAA